ACCCCAUACACUGUGCAGAGUGGGAUAGCACAAGGUAAGCUAGGGUUCAGCGGGUGAGAUAUGUUCAUUUUUACUCGCAUAGACAGACUUUAUGCUGUGUGUGUGUUGCAUUAAGUUAUAUUAUGAGGCUCUGUAAAGAGUACCAGUGGUUCUGUUCACACUGUUGUCACAUUUUAAUUUGUUUUGACAUCAGUGUAGACCUAGCAAGUUAGCUUAACCGACAACAUAAUAAAACAACUGUGACACCUUUCCAGCUCACCGGCCUUUUGUACGAUUUUGUAGAGGUUUGUGUUCAUUGUGUGUGGUAUUGUUGAACUAUAGUAGGGCUGCAACUAACUAUUCUAUGUCCCAUUAUCGAUUAUUACCUCUAUUAACUGAGAAAAAGGUGCCCAACACUAUUUCUGGUCAUUGAAUUGAGUAGUUUGACUCAACCACAGUUGAAUAUCUAUAUGCUUUCUGAUUUACUAUUUUAGAGGACCGGCAAAUAUAUUCACACUUGAAAACCUGAAAGCAAGGAAUUUUGGACAUUUUUGCCUAAUCAAUUAAUUGCCCAAUAAAAUCAGCUCUAAAAGGUGUAUUCAAAUGUUUCAAGUAUGGACAAUCAUCCUGAGAAAAUCAAUAGCUAAUGUUAGGCUGCUAUUAUGUCCUAUCUUAACCUUACCUUGCCGUUUGGUGUUAAUGUAAUGAAAAAUGAUAAUCUUGCUCUGUGUUUCAAAAGUUAAGCCUGUGUCUUCCGGAGAUGUGAGGAAAAGGUAUCAGUUAUUAACAGAGAGUCAGUAUUCAUUUCACACAUAUCCUUUCCUGCAUACUUCACACCAGUACUUGUACAUGUUAACUGACACAAUGCCUGUAUGGCCAGAAUGUUUUAAUGCUUAUUAAAUUUUUUUUUUUUUAAAUAUGGCAAAGUUUGUUUUUUUAUUGCGCUUUAUUGCUUUUGGUUUGGUAUCUCUUAAUAAUCAUUUUUGAAUGACCCCCCAGGUAAAGUCUCAUUUUUUAUCAAGCUUUGCGCAACAUUUUUCAUAAGCAGUGAUAAAAUGUCUUUAUUUUGCAGGCAUUGUAAGUGCAUGCAAAUAGCGCUCUACAGUGAUGAGUGGAAGGGAUCCGCAUACGUUCAUCACAAACUAUAGAGCAGAAGAUGUGGAAAAACUGACACUGCGGAUGAAAAAUGGUCUUGGCAGCUCAAAGUACAGACCGGCUGAAUAUAAAAAACUCCAAGCCAUUGUUGAUGCCAAACGCCUGGAGUCUGAUCUAAUUGGACAAAAGGUUCAAAAGACUCGCUGUGCAGCCAAGGCAACCAAGGAGAGCUCCAUACUACGGCAGCACAGGCAGGUGUGGAGCAGAGAGUGCCCCAGGCUGCAAAAGGCUGAGGAGAGGGCUGAGAACGACAUCCAUGACUUUUUAGAGCAGAUCCGGCCAAAUGGUGGAACAGACACUGCCAUCUUCACACUCACAGAUUAUGGGCUGGACCUAAAGAGGGAGCGUGAGGCAUUUAGGGUAGCCACUGUGGAGCCUGUUCAUCAGCUUAAGGAUGACCUGUGCUUCAGACUGGGUGAACUAAAACAUCAGCACCUCACUGCCCCCCGAUCACACUGGGAACAAGUAAUACAACAGAUCAACUUUGUUAAAGUCCAGCAAGACGACAUAAAUGCUAAACUUCAUGCCGAGUACCUGGCCUUGGAUGAAGAGAUCAUUGGCCUUAGCCUCGAGGAAUAUAUCACUAGUACUUCAAAUGAUCUGGUGAACGUAGAAACCAUUCCAGAGGAGGUUUUGGAUUCGGACUGCCCUUAUCCAGAGCUAAAGGAUUCCCUGAUCCAGGCCUUCCACUCCCUGUCAGAAAGGUACCAGAAGAGGGUGCAGAGUCUGCAAGAACAACUGCAAAGAACUGACAGAUUAUGUGGCUGGUGUGCAGAUGACCACCAACGCUUCCAGUUCACUUUGUCUCAGUACACUCAUGACAUACCCAACCAUAGAGCACUCUACAUGGACAUGCUGCAAAGACUCUUCCCUGAGAAAACUAGACAAGAACUGAUGGAGCAUGAACGUGCGUGGGACUGGCAGCGCUUCACCCAGACACAGCUGAGAGUGGUGACCCAGCAGUGGCAGCGGGACCAGGAAGAGCUGCUGGCCCGAGCCCUGGUCACCAUGCAGGAGGCGAGGCAUGCCCACCAGGAGGAGCUGGAGCUCCACAGAGGCCGCCAGCACCAGCAGGACAUCUGCUCACAUCUCAGGGAGGAGCUGCGGCAGUGGCGGGCCCAGCAGGAGGAGGUAGCGAAGCUGGAGGCAGUUAUAGCUGCCAGACAACAAGCGGAGGAGGAGGCAAGGGUAAAGAGGGAGCAGGAGAAGGAGAUGGCCAUCAGAUCACAGCAGAAAGAAAAAGUCAGGCAGUUUUAUUUAAAGCAGAAGAAGAGGGCGGAGGUGCUAGAGCAGAGGGAUCAAGAGAGACUUGCUAAUUUGAGAAGCAUUAUGGAAGAACAGGCAAGGCGAGAUAAAGAGAGGGUGCAGUUUCGGGCAAAUAUGUUACAGCUGCGAAUGGAGGAGAGAGAGGCGCGGGAGCUUGAGCGGCAGAGAGAAGAAGAAGACAGACAGAAUCGUCUGGAAGUUCUCAGAAACCAGGUUGGGGUGGUGGCAGAGGCAGACCCAGAGAGAAUGAUGGCAGAUACAGAGGCUUGGAGGAGUCGACAGUUGAAUGUAAAGGAGUUUGAGCUCCAAAGGCCUCUCUACAGUAUUAACACGUACACAGACUCUCAGAUUGUGUCUGAUCCAAGAGUGCGGGUGGAGCAGGCCCUGCGGGAGGCUGGUCUGCACCACACUCAUUAUGCCAAAGAGGUCCUCUCUGUUAUCAAGCCCCCUAAACCCCCAAGACGAGAUACAAAAUCUAUACUCAAAUUCUGACCAGGGGCUGGUUUGGGAUCAGGCCAACCCUUGUUCUGGUAUUGAGCAUUAUAUUAAAUGUAAAUAAUACAUUUUACUUUGCAUGCGUAAGAAUCACAUUCACAGUUGGACAGAUCAUGUUGUUUGGGGUGAAAGCUGCUGUACUCACAAAGCAAACUGAUAAACAGUAAGUAUUGACCACCAAGUGA
Dicentrarchus labrax (European seabass) is the source of this 3080-nucleotide messenger RNA. RefSeq names its product coiled-coil domain-containing protein 148-like. The coding region runs from base 1087 to 2892 and encodes 601 amino acids. The record is from RefSeq and is a predicted model, not a curated record. Lineage: Eukaryota; Metazoa; Chordata; Actinopteri; Moronidae. The transcript has 14 exons.